UAUAAAAUCAUCGGGUUGGUUGGAGGGACAGAAGUGGAGGGGACAGAAAUCUUUGUCCAACAGCUGAACAACAAGAAAACAACAGAGAAAGACAGGACAGCGUGGGAAAUGUGUCCUGUGUGGUUAUUGGUGGCUGUGGCGCUGGCGGGCGUGGCCAGAGGAGCUGUUGGUCAGUGUUUGGAACAUCCCAGCUGUCAGGAGCUCAACUCUGAGAGCAACAUGCUGGAGUGUAUCCAGCUCUGUCGCUCCGACCUCACCGCAGAGACACCGAUCAUCCCGGGCGAUGGCCACCUCCAACCUCUUCCUCCAUCAGAGUCUCUGCCUCCCCUCUCCCUGUUCUCUUCCUCCUCCUCUCCACAGGCCAAGCGCUCCUACUCCAUGGAGCAUUUCCGCUGGGGGAAGCCUGUUGGACGAAAGCGCCGCCCGGUCAAAGUCUUCACCUCCAACGGCGUGGAGGAGGAGUCAGCCGAGGUUUUCCCUGAAGAGAUGAGAAGGCGAGAGCUUGCCAGCGAGAUUAUAGCGGCAGAGGACGAGGAGAAGGCACAGGAGGUGGCGGAAGAGGAGCAGCUCCACGAGAAGAAGGAUGGCACGUACAAGAUGAAGCACUUCCGCUGGGGCGGGCCGCCGGCCAGCAAACGCUACGGUGGCUUCAUGAAGAGCUGGGACGAGCGCAGCCAGAGGCCCCUGCUCACGCUCUUCAAAAAUGUCAUCAACAAAGACGGACAGGAGCAGAAGAGAGAGCAGUGAGGGAGGACAAAAGAGAGGGAAGAGACAGAUAGAAGAUGAGCAGACUGAUUGGCCAACAAGUCCUCCAAACAGCCCGUAUGAGCGUUCUCUGAUCUGACUCCCUGUCUCCUAGAAAUUGAAUUAAUUUCCAACAUUCAGUGAAUAAUGAAUCAUUUGUUUAGUGUAAUCACAGCCUAAUUAAGGAUUAUUUUUUAUUAUUGAUUAAUUACCAGUUAUUGUCUUGAUUAGUAGUUUAGUCAAUAAAACCUCACACAACAGUGAAAAAUGUCCAGCAGAUUUUUCCUGAUACAGACUGUGUUUAUUAAAUUAAAAAAAGGAGCAAAUAUUCACAAUUGAGGAUAUUUUUGGCCCAAAUUACCCAAAUGACUAAUUGAAAAUAGUUUUUUUGCGACAAUGUUUUUUUGAGUGUAGGAAGUGCAGUACUGAAUAAAUGUAAUUUCUAGGAGGCGGGGUUACAGCAGGAUGAUAAAGUUGGGAAUUAUUGACUUCAUGAUUAAAAUGUUUACCGUCAGAAAGAAAAAGGAUAUAACUAGUGAUUUCCUCGUUGCAUCUGUUCACCCUGACCUCCUCACUAAGAGGUUUUGCAGCACUAGAAAAAGAUUGCUUGUCAGGAAAAUAAUCUUUUAACAAGGACGGUGUUGAUUGGCUGUUUAAGCAGCAGAUAAUUCUCAUUGGGCAGGGAUGAUCAGAUACUUUAAUGACCAAUACGAAGCUCCCUUCUUCUGCCUGUCUGUCCCUCCACCCACAGGGAUCGGUCCUGAAAUGAGAGAGAUAGAAAAAUAGAGUGAGAGAGAGAGAGAGAGAGAAUGACAGAAAAAUGUUUUAUAUAUUGAGUCAUGUAAAUAACUGUAAAUGACAUGAAAACAUAAAGGUAUUUGCAAGCAAAA
This is a messenger RNA of Dicentrarchus labrax (European seabass), 1634 nucleotides long. RefSeq names its product pro-opiomelanocortin. Gene Ontology annotation, molecular function: neuropeptide hormone activity. Gene Ontology annotation, biological process: neuropeptide signaling pathway. The transcript is spliced from 3 exons. The record is from RefSeq and is a predicted model, not a curated record. The coding region runs from base 109 to 747 and encodes 212 amino acids. Lineage: Eukaryota; Metazoa; Chordata; Actinopteri; Moronidae. Gene Ontology annotation, cellular component: extracellular region.